AUGUCUGGCGGUGACAGACAGGGUUUUGGUGUCUACCAUGAACCCGCGUUUGGGCGACAAUCCUCCGCGUCAUUUAGCUCCGUUCAUGACACCCUAGAAACGUCCGCCUCUUUCUCCCCUCAGGCACAGUCGCCCUCCACGUAUUCCCCUUUACCGUCCGCCCUGCUGCGUCCCCAUAAUCACUCCACUCCCACGAAUCACCGGCCGGAGGACGAUCAAUUGGAAGAUCAUAGAGGGCGGGAGUCUCCCGAUCCUGCCGAUUAUUAUCGCCGUGGGGCCCUGCCAACCUCCACCAAUGUAAGAGAAGGAUUCAGCGAUGUAAUACCGGAUAUGGCUAUGGCCAGUCGUUCUGCAAUGGGUGAAAAAGUAUCACCCAUGCCAGCGAACCCUUUGGGUUCAUCGCGUACCAGGAGCCAACUGCCUCGCUCCACUUCCGACACCACAUCUUUAGCGCCCUCUACCACCCACCCGGUGGUACCUGCGGGUGCCAGAUCACGACAGACUUCAUUCAGAGACCUUGUGAAUAGAUUUAACAACGCCCCUGACCAAGUUCUACCUUUACCCUCUGCGUCGCGAACCACCUCAAGAACAGUGAGCCCUUCUGGGAGUGCAGAUGGGGAGCGCUAUCGCACCUUUCCACGCCGUCGUCAGUACCGCGAUUCCCUGCCAGGGUCAAUCACCAGUCACCCUCGUGCACCGCUUGAUUCCACGCCGUCUUCACCAGACACAGAGCGGUUUCCCUCUGUGAACCCCAACGGUGGUGUCCCACCGCCAUUGUCGUCGCGUCUUUCGGAGUCGCAUCCUCGUCGUCCACUGUUUGGUGAAUUAUUGCCAAUCAAUACUCAGGUCAACAACAGACCUCUAGCGCGUUUGCAACGUCGCGGCUCGGAUGGGAGUAUAGCAAGCCCGAACCCAGCCUUCCUUGAUCAGCACGAUCAAUUCUCUUCCAAAACACCACUCACGCCCACCGCGUGGUAUUUGGGCCACGCAGCAACGCUCGAGGCCGUCAACGGUGGAGCAAACAGCAGCGGGCAUCGUAGAAUCCAGAGUGAUUUGACCAAAAACCCUCCGGCCUCCCUUUGCCGAGCCUUGGAAUCCCGAAAUGGCACCCAAAUUCCCGAUCACGCAUUCCUGUCUCUUCACAUCGUCUUCUCACUGCUUCCGGUCCCGAAACCCUAUCUCCCUCCUCCAAUCCGACGUUCAGCCGUCGGUCCGCCGCCAUUUCCUCGCCGCCUAGGGGCAACAGCCGCCUUCCUAUUCUGUCACCUAAACACAGCCCUCCCCCGCAUGCCACAAGAUGAUCCCCUCUCGUUUGCGCCCACCUCACGUGUGCGGCGCGAUCUAAGCGCCAGCCAAACCCGCAAUCAAUUAUCCGAAUCAAGCCGGCGGCUUCAGGCUUACAUCGCGGCUCCACCGCCCAAGAAGUCCCCUCCUCUACGCAGCUCUCGGCCUCGGCAACCCAUUUCACAUGGUGGCACAGUCCCCCCACGCUCGAGAAUUGGAGAUAGAGUUUCAUCAUUACAAAAUCACGCCGACGGUGGCCCGCGAUCGUCUCACACGCAGCCACGCAAGCUACCAGGAUUGGGCAACGUUGAUUUCGAGGCUCGCCGCCAACACAUUCAACAGGCCAUCAACAAGAAUAAGAAUGGACAGAGAGACAACGCAACUACUCAGGAAGCUCGACGUCGUCCUGUGGCGCGCGGUGAUAACUCGCAUGACGACCUGAAUCAAUCGACAAAGCACUCCCCUCCCGUUCCUCAAUUGGCUCCAAACGACACCAAAGAACCCGAUGAUAUGGCUACUAUGGUCACGGCAUCGACCAAUGGGGUUGGUUCGAGGGCGGAUGGAGUUAACACCGUUCCAAUAUUGCAUCUCAACACGUCUCUCUCAACGCCAGACCCAGCAGCGCCACAUACGACAAUGGACUCCCCGACUCUCGGCUUACCUGAGGGAGGCGCCGCAACAAACGCAGGCGAUGAACAGCCUCUCGAGACUGAUGUACCGAACUCGGCCAUCACGGCCAAUUCUGAUGAAACCCAUGUCACGACCUUUGACACGGAACCACAGUCCGGGCUGGUAGAGCGAAAACCUAGCAUAUCUAGCCGGACUCUGCUCAGCCAGAUCAUGCAAAUCCGUGGGUCCAGCCCAAGUGACGACUCUUGUGAUGAGCCAGACUGCAGCAUCUCAGAGACUGAUCGAGAGUCUGUCCCAAACACGUCCGGCGACACAGCCUUUUAUGACUCGUCGAGUAGUGGGAACACUCAGUAUCCUCAACACGCCUCGGUACAACCAACUGCAGCAGAUUACCAAACUCGCAAUCGAUGGAGUGUCAGCUCGUGGUCUUCUGUACAGAAUCACAAUUCCACCUGCGACGAAAGUGGCGAUGAUCUAGGUCUCCCAAGACAAGAUACAGAGCCACCGACGGAGCCUUGCUCAGCUGUGUCCACAAGACCAGCUUCAAUAGCGGACUACGAUGACUCUCGACCUCCUUUGCAGGAUCAUGGUGUCAUUGGGCCUAACACCCUUCAGUCCACCAGGCACCGUGAAAGCGCUUUUUAUAAUCCACCCAAUCUAGCAAGAAUGGGAAGAUGGGACUCAAAGCGAGCUACUCAGCUCUACCUCGAGGAGCUGACACGAGGUGGAAUCCAUAAUUAUAGCGCAGCCACCCACAGCUCCUCUGAGCCUCGGUCUCACCCCACCAAUGCACGUGAAGAUGAACGCAACGAGAGUCUAACAGACGAUCCAGUUGUAGUUCCAAAAUUCCAGGAUUACCAAAUCUCUGGUCAACUUUCACACACCGCAAGCUUGGUUGGGCGUGAUGACUGGGAACAUGCAUCUCCUUCCAUCAUGGACUGGAUGCAGGUACGAGCUGAGGAUGAUGCAGUGACGCCUGCCACAGAUCCUGAUAGCAAUAUCGAUGAGGAAGUGCUCACCCCUCGCGUCAUUCCUCCCACGCCCGAUGUCGCCGAGAGUGAUGGCCUCGGCUUAUCGUUGGAUAAGGAAGCUCCCCGUGGACAGGGACUCUAUCCCCUGGUGAUUCCAUCCUCAUCAGGGGCACCCCAGGAUGGAGCCUCCUCCGAGGGAGCUCCCGCUCACCAAUCGACUCAAGGUGAAUCCGACGCGCCAAGGGAUCCGGCACAUAGUCCAGACAGCAGCGAAGACUCCUCUUUCCGGCGUAUUGUGACCAAUGAAUCUCCCGCUGCGCCUGACUCCUCCUGCACGUCGCUUGCACCCUCCGGGGAACAAACUGCUCGAGCAGAGUCUAGGAAAUCACCUUCUCCUGAACAGCGCCGUCUGAAGAAGAGGCAGCAUAUCAUCAAGGAGCUCGUCGACACUGAACACACAUUCGGUCAUGAUAUGAUGGUUAUCGAGGAUAUCUACAAGGAGACCUCCUCUGAUGUAUUGGACGCCGAUGAUAUCAAGAUUCUCUUUGGCAAUUCUGAACAAGUUGCGGACUUCUCUGAUCACUUCCUGCACGACCUCAAAAAGGCUGCCCGAAGCAUCUACAUCAUUCCCAAGGCGCAGCGCUGGACCAGCCAACGCAAUGCCGAGAACAAGCCUCCCCAAUCCGAACCUCCUGUUGAUGUUCAACUGGCCGAGUAUGCAGGAUUGUCGGAUCUUGAAAAGGAUCGCUCCACCACAGUUGGCCAUGUUUUCGUUAAGCAUGUUCAGCUGAUGGAAAAGGUAUACACGGACUAUCUGAAGAAUCACGACGCUGCAAACAAAAAGCUUCAGGCAUUGCAGCGUGUUCCAAACGUGGGUAUCUGGCUGGGUGAGUGUCGCAACUAUGCCUCCGAUCUUACCACCGCCUGGGACUUGGACUCCCUGCUCGUCAAACCCGUGCAGCGAAUCCUCAAAUACCCCCUUCUUUUGCAGGAUCUAUUGGAGUCCACGCCAAACGAUCAUCCAGAUCGGGUGGCAAUUGCCAAUGCGCUGGAGGAGGUCACGAACGUUUCUCAUCGCAUCAAUGAGUCAAAGAAGCGUGCAGACCUCGUUGGUCAAGCCGUCGGUCGCAAGCGCAAUCAGUCUGAUGUCCGUGCCGGCCUGUCCAAAGCGUUCGGUCGUCGCACUGAGAAAUUCCGACAGCAAGUUGGUCUCUCGGAUUUGUUUGAGGACAAAACCUACGAUAUGUUGGCACAGAAGCUCGGAGACGGCUACUUUCAGUUGCAGGUUGUCAUGCGUGAUGUUGAAACUUACUCGUCUGACGUCCAACUCUGGGUCACCCAGUUCAGUGAGUACACUGAUGCUAUGGGCGAAGUGACCGGGAUGUCACCAUCUCCCUACCCCGAGCUAGAGACCAAGUGGCAUCGAUUCAAGAUGACUGUUCAAGAUAUUGUUACCACUGCCCUGCCCGAACAUCUGGAUAUCGUUCGCAAGACCGUUAUCAGUCCGAUGGUUGAAGUUCUCGGGCUCUACAAUGCGCCCCAACGCGUCAUGCGCAAACGUGACAAGCGUCUUCCUGAGUACGCACGCUACAAGGCCAUCAAGGACCGUGGCGACAAACCCGACAAGAAGACUACCGAGCAGGGCGAGCAGUUCCUGGCUUUGAAUGAAACUUUGAAAGACGAGCUUCCCAAGCUUUAUUCAUUGACUGCCAAACUGAUGUCAGCGUGUCUGAAGAACUUCAUCAGAACCCAAACUGCGUGGUUUAGUGCUCUGCAGCUGAAGAUUGGAAACCAUGUGGAUUUCCCAGGCGAUCUCCAACGGCUCGUCAAUGACUUCAAUAGUGACCACCAUCUGAUGGAAGCGCGCAUGCAAGAGCUGAGCACUUGCAAUGGAUCAAUGCUUGCUCAUUCCCUCAAUCUGGUUCCUCUAUCACCAACCGAGUCCAACGUGCAGUCUCCCCGCCGUCCGUCUACUGUCAACAGUGGGAAGACCCGACCAGGGUCGAUGACUGACGACUCCCCGAACAUGUCGCGCGACUUCAGCAUUGGCAGUCAAUCUUUCCAAUCGCCACAGAUGGAGCCUCAAUCCGGCCGGAGCAGCCGGUACCGUGCCGAUUCCACCCUUUCCAGCAGAGUGGUCUCAGACACCCCCAACCAAAUGCUGCAACAGGCUAUCAGCUCUCCCAACUCUGGACGCAACAGCACUUCCGCCGAGCCUUUCCCCAGUCUUCCACAGCUGAGCUUGGACACCCCCUUCCUCGCGGACGUUAUCAACUCCACCCACAACAGUCAGCCUACCUCUCCAGUGGCGGAUCGAUACUCUGGCUUCUUCUCUUCUGCCAUGCCUAUGUCCGACAAUACACCCGAGACCGCCCCGAACCAGCCCCGGCCCAAUGGGCCCGCUGCACUUUUCUGUGCUGCCAGUCUGUACGAUUUCAAUAUUGAUGCCCGCACAGAGGGCGGGUACCCCUAUUUAACCUAUGCCUCCGGCGAUGUCUUCGACAUCGUUGGUGAGAAGGGCGAGCUAUGGCUCGCCCGCAACCAGGACGACGCAGCUGGUACAAUUGGCUGGAUUUGGAACAAACAUUUUGCUCUCAUCCGCUAA
Messenger RNA from Penicillium brevicompactum, 5490 nucleotides. Its product is annotated as putative Rho guanyl nucleotide exchange factor. Gene Ontology annotation, biological process: intracellular signal transduction. The record is from RefSeq and is a predicted model, not a curated record. The coding region runs from base 1 to 5490 and encodes 1829 amino acids. Gene Ontology annotation, molecular function: guanyl-nucleotide exchange factor activity. Lineage: Eukaryota; Fungi; Ascomycota; Eurotiomycetes; Eurotiales; Aspergillaceae. The transcript has 3 exons.